AUGAGAUUCGUUCUUGCCCUCACCGGGCUGCUGUCCACCGUGGCAUCGGUCAAUGCCGCGCCUGCGCCCAUCCCCAACCCCGUCGAGGAGCGCUCACCGAACCCCAGUCCUACCGGCAUCCCCGCCACCGCUUCCGCCAAGACGCAGCUCGCCGCGCUCACCGUAAAGGCGUACGUCGACGACGGCAAAUACGACCGCGACCUGUUCCCGCACUGGAUCGAGUCCGGCGGGUGCAGCACGCGCGAGACAGUACUGAAGCGCGACGGCACGGGCGUGACCGUCGACUCGGACUGCUACCCCACGGCCGGCACCUGGAAGAGCCCGUACGACGCCGCGUCUUGGACCGCUGCGUCGGACGUUGAUAUCGACCACAUGGUGCCACUGAAGAACGCGUGGAACUCUGGAGCCAAUGCGUGGACCACGGCCAAGCGCCAGGCGUACGCCAACGACCUCGUGCGCCCGCAGCUGUGGGCCGUAACCGACAACGUCAACCAGUCGAAGGGCGACGAUAGCCCUGAUGCCUGGAAGCCGCCGUUGGCCAGCUUCUACUGCACCUACGCCAAGAGCUGGGUCGCCGUGAAGUCGUACUACGACCUCACCAUCACCAGCGCCGAGAAGACCGCAUUGACUUCCAUGCUCGGAACUUGCUAA
Messenger RNA from Anthostomella pinea, 651 nucleotides. Lineage: Eukaryota; Fungi; Ascomycota; Sordariomycetes; Xylariales; Xylariaceae. The record is from the annotation of a GenBank genome assembly.